Molecule: messenger RNA, 1350 nt
Organism: Cicer arietinum (chickpea)
Lineage: Eukaryota; Viridiplantae; Streptophyta; Magnoliopsida; Fabales; Fabaceae
Molecular function (GO): zinc ion binding
Source: RefSeq, a predicted model, not a curated record
AUGGUUUCACAAGAUCACCAACAACUCUCUUCGGCUGUUAUUUGUGAAAGCAUCUUACAAAUGGUAACAACAGAUCCCACAAUAUCAGUUUCAGUAUUGAUUGCACAUAUACGCUCUCGGUACACAUAUACCACUACUUAUAGAAAGACAUGGAUUGCAAAACAAAAGGCCAUUGAGAUAAUAUACGACAAUUGGGAGGAAUCAUAUAAAGAGCUUCUAAGGUGGAUUCUUGCUUUCAAACAUUAUCUUCUAGGUACUGUUACCGAUAUUGAAGUGGGGCCCUUUAUUGAGGAUGGCCAACGAGUUCCUAGCAAAGCUGUCUUUCAUCGUCUCUUUUGGAGUUUCCAACCAUGUAUUAGAGGGUUUGAUAAUUGUAAACCAGUUGUUUCAGUUGAUGGAACAUGGUUAUAUGGGAAGUAUCAUGGGACCUUACUAAUGACAAUCGCUCAGGAUGGUGAUGGUCAUACCAUUCCUAUAGCAUACACCAUUGUUGAGGGUGAAACAUCAGAUGGUUGGUUUUUCUUCCUCAGUCGUUUGCAAAUGUUUGUCACACCUCAACCCAACCUUUGCUUGAUUUCAGAUAGACAUGAGUCGAUUAAAAGUGUUGUUAGGCGUGUAAACAACAAUUGGCAUCAUGUCUUUUGCGUUCGACAUAUAUCACAAAACUUCAUAAGGACCUUCAAAAAUGGGCUAAUGAAAGAUAUUGUAGCCAGCGUGGGAUACGCUAUGACUCAACCAAGCAUCACAUACUUUAGAAGACAAAUCAGUGAUUGGAGUCAAGAUGCAGUGAAAUGGCUCGACGAUACUCCAAAGGAACAAUGGCUACAAUCAUAUGAUGAAGGUAGACGUUGGGGACACAUGACAACUAACCUUUCUGAGUGCAUGAACAAUGUAUUAAAGGGGACACACAAUCUUCCAAUCAGUUCUUUAGUGCAAACAACAUACUACAGAGUGACUGUAAAAUUUGAAGAAAGAGGGACACAUGUCCAAGCAAUGAUGACAUCAGGUUUGAUUUACUCAAAUACAAUCAUUCAAAAUCUUAACAAGGAACGAUCAAUGUCAAAUUCCCAUGAAGUUGUUAUUCAAAAUCGAGCCCAUAGUAUAUUUACAGUUAAGGAGUUGGUUCGUCCACCAAGCGGUCGUCCUGUAGGGACAUUCAAGGUAGACCUCGACAAAAGAUGGUGCGAUUGUGGUGAAUUUCAAGCAUUACACUAUCCAUGUUCACAUGUCAUUGUCGCUUGUUCGUUUAUUCACCGUGACUACAUGAUGUAUGUGUCUUCUAAGUAUACAUUGCAAUGUAUCUUUGACGUUUACAAAUUGAUCAAAUUAGAUAGUAUCACUAAUAAUUGA